ACACACACACACACACACACACACACACACACAGAAGUCGCGUUCGGUCAGUGAGUGAGUUUAUUCAUCAGCGCGCGCGCAGCGAAUCAAACACAGUUUCGGGAACGCGCGCGACACACUGGAUUUAUAAUCGACUAUUUUCUGGAUUCUUCCUUGAAGUUCAUCGCGUGUGUGGAUAUAAAGUUCAUCGUGUGUGUGUGGAUAAUGUUUGCGUCCGUGGCUUUGCUGAUAUUAAUUCAGAGCGUCCCUGUCGUCCCGGUCACCGUCACCAGCCACAGUCCCAACGUGGAAGUGCACGAGUUCUCGGACGCCGUGCUCUCCUGUGAGUUCAAGACCGAGAAAGAAAUGAACCCUCGUAUCGAGUGGAAGAAGAAGGACAAAGACGUGUCCUUCGUUUAUUAUGAAGGACGUUUCGUAGGGCCGUUUCAGAAGCGCGCUGAGAUGGAGGGGGCGACGGUGAAGCUGCUCAGGGUCACUCAGGAGGACGCGGGCGAGUACCGGUGUGAGGUCAGCGCUCCUGCCGACGCCGUCACGUUAGGAGAGACCAACGUCACGCUACGAGUGCUGGUGCCUCCACAAACCCCGGCCUGUGAGGUUCCCAGCUCCGCUCUGACGGGCUCUCUGGUGGAGCUGCGCUGUAGGGACCAUCACAGCAUCCCCCCCGCAGUCUACACCUGGUAUAAAGACAACCGCGCGAUACCCAUCCGCCAGCCCAACGCCAGCUACACCGUCAACGAGUUCACCGGCGUACUGAGCUUCCAGACGGUGAGCAGGGCCGACACGGGUCAGUAUCACUGCGAGGCCAAGAACGGCGUGGGGCCCGCUAAGAGCUGCCAGGGGACGCUGAUGCAGAUCGAUGAUGUGAACAUAGCGGCUGUGGUCUCCGGUGUUCUCCUGCUGUGUGUGACGCUGUUGUUAUGUGUUUUCGGUGUGUGUUACGCCCGUCGCCAUGGAUACUUCAGUCGACACAGAGGGAGGUCGUUCUGGAUCCCGCAUUGUCACGGUGCGCCGCACAUUAGCAGCCAGAACCUCAACAGAACCGAACACACUCAGACGUCAGGAUACAGUCAUCCUUCAAAAGAACCUCAGGAUUUCAAACACACUCAGUCGUUCAUGCUGUGAUGUGUGUGUUGGCGACGCUGGGAACGACACACGAAGACACUCCCUCUCUCUCUUUCUUUCUCUGUAUCUCUCUCUCACUCCGACAGACUGAAGGGAUCACAAGCUGAUGUGAGAGCCGGUUUCCUCAAGUGUAGAGCAAGAGCGCCUCCUGCUGGCCGUGUGUGACCCUGAACCCGAUGAGGCCUUUCAACCAGUGAGACUCUGAUGACCUUUGACACGCGUGCCUUUCAUUUCAACACAAUCUUUAUCUAACGAGUGUGAGGAUGUAAAUCAUGCCAUGGGGUGAAUUGUUGUAUAUUUGAUCUGUGUUCUUGUUUUUUUUUAAUAAAUAUAAUCUGCAUUUUUUUGUCUGAA
Messenger RNA from Pimephales promelas (fathead minnow), 1476 nucleotides. It is a transcript of the gene jam2a, whose product is annotated as junctional adhesion molecule 2a. Gene Ontology annotation, cellular component: cell surface; protein complex involved in cell adhesion; plasma membrane. Gene Ontology annotation, biological process: leukocyte cell-cell adhesion. NCBI's taxonomy places the organism in Eukaryota, Metazoa, Chordata, Actinopteri, Cypriniformes, Leuciscidae. The record is from RefSeq and is a predicted model, not a curated record.